AUUACCAAUAUUUACACAAAUUACAUUAUUAUGGUGUUUAAAAAGCUAAUUCACGUCAACUCAUUUAAAAGAUUUCAAAAGAAUCAGUGACACUCUGAAAUGUAUUGUGGCUAAACCACAGGCAGCCUUUCUGGGUCAUCUGUCACUUCAAAAUGAAUGACUGCAGUAUUAGGUGCUGUGUGUGUACAGUUAACAAUAAUACCAAAUACUUACAAGACCAGCACGACGCAGCAGCUUAUUUUACUGCCUAACUGCUGUGAAAGUAUCAUGGUAUGUUUGAACCAAUGGUUUGAACUCAUGGAAAACAGCAAUCUCUAAAAGUUUGAUAACGCCGAGUUCUCUCGUUGGUUGUUAGUCACGUGACUGAGGUGUGCACGCUCACCUGCUUAACUUGAGCAUUUGUCGUGAACACGCAUAAUAGAAAGUAUUGCUGACAGGAUCAACCAGAUGAGCAGAGGUGACUCAAGGAACCGGAUCUAACAUUGUUUGCGUACGUCUUUUUUAAUAUACGAAAUUUUAAUGAGUGGUUUCAACAGUUAAACUGUACCUGUCAAUAACAAAACUAUGUUAAAUGCUGUUUAAAAUACAACUGAGCUCAAGUAAUGGCACUGUCACAGGUCCAGUGCCUUGAUGACAAUCACAUCAACGCGCGCACUAAUGAGUCCAAGCCGGAGUUUUUGUACAGUGAAGGUCAGAGACUCGCGUUGGAGACACUGAUCCACGCCGGACGGGACGCUUUUGAGGACUACAUCAAAACAAACAGCAUCCGCUGCUUUCUGUCGGACCUUGAGCUUGAGAGGAUUUUCGGGACCGCGGAGGUUUAUUCCCCGGGAUCUCCUCAAAAUAAUGCUGAGGUUUACUGGGAAGGUGAUGGGGAAGAGAUUUCCCUACAGUACUGGCCCGACCGCUCGGACCGCUCCAUCCCGCAGCUGGAUAUCGGAUGGCCGGACCGGGCGUCCUACCGCGGGGUGACCCGUGUUCAGGUGUACACUCAACCCCCUUAUGAGGGACAGUCACAUAUUAAAGGGGUCGUGAGAAAAAUGAUCGGCCAAGCACAGAAGGUUAUUGCAGUUGUCAUGGACUUAUUCACCGAUAUUGACAUCUUUAAAGAUCUCCUAGAUGCAAGUUACAGGCGAAAGGUUGCUGUGUACAUUAUGCUGGAGGCCACUGGAGUAAAGCACUUCAUGAGGAUGUGUGAGAAAGCAGGCAUGCACACUGGACACCUCAAGAAUUUGCGAGUGCGCAGCAUUAGGGGUGCAGAAUUCCUCAGUCGAUCCUCAAAAAGAGUGUAUGGAAGCCAAAGCCAGAAGUUCAUGUUUAUUGACGGUGACAAAGCAGUCUCAGGGUCAUAUAGCUUCACAUGGUCUGCCUCCAGACUGGACAGAAACCUCAUCACUGUUCUCACCGGCCAGGCAGUCGACACAUUUGACACACUGUUUCAGGACAUGUACAUGCUAUCUAAUGGAGUGUGCCUGAGCAAGAUUAAUCUGAGCAGUGAGCCUGAACCUGAAUACGUCCCUCAGGCAGUACCCACUCCACUUCCAUCAGCCACCAAAGCACUCAAGCUCAUUAACCCGAAAUACACUCUGGUCUCCAACUGUGCUUUUACCACCAAUGGACCUGUAUCUGACCAGACAAGUGCCCAGAACAGCACUUCUAAGAAUCAGACAGAAGUUGUCAAAGUCACCCCAGUGGUGCCACCUGUUCACCCGGGACUGCUCAACCUGGAAAAGGCGGACAUGAUCAAUUAUAUCCCAACCUGGCCUGAUCCUGACCCACCGAGUGACGUCAUUGGUUUCAUUAAUAUAAGAGAUGCUAACAAGCCGUUGCAAGCUCACCUUAUGCGUUCAGAACUCUUUGAAGUGUCUCAAGCCAUUCGAUUCAAGGAUCCUGUUCAUGAGCCAGUGGAAUCUUCAUUUCUGAGAGCUAGUCCUGGACCCGUAUCUCAAACAUCGUCUCACCCUGAGGUUCCAGCUCAGAAGCAAACACCAGGAGAAGCUCAGAUGGAUUUUGAUAAAAAUCAACAUCAAACGAGCAACCAGAGUGAGAAUCUUGUUUUGCCUUUGGAAAAGCCAAAAAUGAUGCAUGUGCUAGCAUUUAAUAAAGUAGAUAAAGAGGAACCCUGUGUGUCAGAAAAAGACCUGGACACUAAGUCUUUACAGAGCAAAAACAUUUGCACCAAAAAAGACUUUGCCAAAGCAAUUUCAUCUUUUCAAGACGAUACAGUCUCAGAUACAAAGGGAAUCCAGGAUACUUUACAACCUCUAAACUGUUCUAACCAUACCUCAGAAGAGUUGUACUGGAAAUCAUCAGCAGUCUCCAACAAAUCUGAUCUUGUGGAGUCAUUUGCAAUCCCAAAAAGCCCUUCUGUCAAGCAAAGCCAAGAUGACCAAAUCAUAACUGAUGUUGUCACUCAAAACCACAUUGAAACAAAACCAGAAACAAAUCAAAAUGGCUGGAAUGGUACAAAGAUGUCUAACUGUGACUCUAGCAUGUCUUCGUUGUCUGAUGAAUACUAUGAGUGUUUUAGCCCAGUGGCUGACUUCAGGUCUGUGGAAGAUAUCUUUGUGCCUGAAGAAACACGAGAAUCUUUGCCUAAUCCGAUCAAAAAGGGUCAUCAAGGGCAAGCAAUUCUUCGUUCAAAAUCAUGCCCUGCUCAAGACUGUGAAGAUUUGGGUAAUUCUCAGAACUAUUUUACUCCGAAACUUUUGAAAACCUCUUGCAGUAUUAUCUUCAAUUUCUUAUCAGCAGAGUGCAAAACAACAGCUGCACUUUCCAAAACCACCUUUGCCCAAGAAAACGACAAAGGUGCUAUAAUAAAUGAUAGUAAACAACCGGUCAAAGAUAGUGAAAGCUGCUGUUUCUUACAGACUCCUAAUGGUUAUUUAAACUUCUCUUUAACAUCAGAUGAGUACUUUGAGUGCAGUGACACAGUGGGUUUGAAGUCAGAGAUUGACUGUGUGGUUUCAAAGGAACUCAGUUCAGCUGAAAACAUUAAUGAACCUCAGCGAAUAACAAAGCUCAUACUGGAAGCUGAGAAACUACCUGAGCUAGGCUGUCAAAACAUUAAAGAGAAAGUUGAACCUGAAAUGCAUUCUGGACAGGAGCAGCCUGAAUUUCAACAUGUACUACACAUGACAGCUGAUAGUAACCUGCCAGAUGGCUCAAGGGCAGUUUUAUUAUCUGAAGAUAAUACUCAAGCUCAAUCGAAUGACAAACUUCUCAAACAAGUACAAGAUUCUGAAGUUACAUCAAAGCCAGCGGUAGACACUGAAUCGAUGAGCAGUGUUUUGCAACAACAUAUGGCACGUGCAUCUCAACAGUUUUUAGAGAGACAAACCAAGGCAGUGUCUGUAGAGUUAACUGAAAAAAUGUCAAUACAGGACUUACAAAUAGAAUCACUACAAGAGGUAUUACCUCAUGCAAGUCAGAAUAUAAAUAGUAAGGAUAAGUUUGUGCUGUUUGAUAAGAGAAAUUCAAACCCAGAGUUUGAGUCGGAGGUUAGUGUAGAUGUAGUAUGUGAGGAACACUUUGUAAAGUCACUCCAGGAUUUACAACCUGAGUUAAGUUCAGACUUAAUACCCAAACCUCCAGAAGUAAACAAAGUAGCUGACAAAAUGGCAAUGCAGGACUUACAGCUUAAGGCAAGUCUAAAUUUAAUGUGUGAGGGAUCUAAAAAAGAAUCAGUACAAGGGUUACAGCCUAAUGCAAGUCUAGAUUUAAUAGGUGAGGUAAAGCCUCUAUGGUCAUCUAAGAAAAAUUCUGAGUCUGGCUUUGUGUCUGAGGUUAGUGUAGAUUUAGUAUGUGAGGAACAGUCUGUACAGACUCUCCAGGACUUACAUCCCGGGUCAAGUUCAGACUUGCAACUCAAAACUUCAGAAGUAAAUGUGUGUGUAGAGAAAUCUGAAAAGAAGGCAAUGCAGGACUUACAACUUGAAGAAGGUCUAGAUUUAGUGUGUGAGGAAUCUGAAAAAGAAUCACUACAAGGGUUACAACCUGAUACAAGUCUAGGUUUAACAGGCAAAGAGAAUCCUCUACUGUUAGCUAAGAAGAUUUCAAACCCAAACCUUGAGUGUGAGGUUAAUCGAGAUGUAGCAUGUGAGGAAAAGUCUGUAAAGUCACUUCAGGACUUGCAACCUGAACCAAGUUCAAACCUACUACUCAAACCUACAGAAGUAAAUGUGUCUGUAGAGGUAGCUGAAAACAAUGCAAUGCAGGACUUACAACUUAAAGUAAGUCUUGAGGAAUCUGAAAAAGAAUCACCACAAGGGUUACAACCAACUGCAAUUACUUUAAUAGAUGAGGAGAAGCCUCUACUUUUAGCUAUGAAACAUUCUGAUUCUGGCUUUUUGUCUGAGGUUAGUGUAGAUGUAGUGUGUGAGGAACAUUCUGUAAAACCACUUCAGGACUUACAACCUGAAGUAAGUCUAGACCUAAUGCUCAAACCUGCAGAGGGAAAUGUUAUCCUGCACUAUGCAACCGACAGUGUGUUUAAUUGCUCAAUACUGCAAGAUAAGGCAGAUGUAACUUCUGUAAUUCCAGAGAAGCCUGAGAUAACAAAGUUAAUAGAGUUGCCUAAGAUUAAGGAACUGCAAAAGUCAUUGACUUGUUUAGAUUGUAGUUCAAAACACCAACAUAACCUCAGAUCCGAAGAAGAUGUGAAUGAGCAUUUAAGGUUACCGAAUGAUGAGGUCAGUCAAGCAGUGUUAAAGAUAAAAUCUGAACAGCACAAUUCUCAGAUGAAAAUUCCAGAACAAUUUGAAUCCAUUGAGCUGUUGAUAUUAGAAGAUUCCGACCUCCAAAUGACAGAGCAGGACCAGUCUGAUCCCGGAAGUCCAAUAGUUGCACUGAGCAAAGAAACAAAGAUAUGCAAAACCAAGCCUAUACAAAUGAAAACUACAAUUGAUAGAAAACUUACAGAGGAGAAGCUGGGUCAUGAAGUUUACAGUAGAAAUGGGAAGGAAACAUGUUACCCAACUGCCCCUGAUGAGGAGAAACAAGAAGGGGAACAUAUUUGUACAAAUCAAACGUACAAGAACCUGCCAGAGGCAAAACCCAAGAUGGAAAGUCUGGCAAGGAAGCACUCACUUCAGACGUCAUCCAGAAUUCCUAUUCAAGCUAGAAGAGGGUCAACCAAGUUACCCAUUGGCAAACUAGACACUUCUAACUGCUCAUCUGGGCUUCAAGCUCCUAAGUGUGGCAUACAUAAACAACUGCCUGGAAAACCUAUGGGACAGAAGAAGACUAGCAUUACACCCCCUUCAUCUCCUGAAAAGCCAUCCAUAGGAAAAAUCACUCCAGUUAGGCCAACACAAAUACCACAGAGACCCACUUGGACAGUCCCCACACCGAACAGUCCCACCUCUCCCACAAACCAGAACCAGCAGACUGCACCCAGAAUCAAGCCACCAGACCAGCCAAAUGUUUCCAGGUCUGCAUCCAUGACAAAGUAUAGCAGGUCUUCUUAUGAAAUAUCAUGUACACGACAGGUUAAGAAGCAGGCGGUUAAAGGCAUUCUGCCGAGCCCAUAAAAUAGCAGUGUUUACACUGGGAAUGCGGUUAAUGCCGAGUUCAGACUGCACAAUUUUCAAAGUAGUCACAGAUGUCUUCAUACUGCAUGACUAUCUGAGCUUGUGUUUCAUCGCUACAUUGUUUACACUGCAAGAUAGAUCGGUGGCCGGGAGUUUCACACUGCUUGACUUUGGAAUAGGAAGAAUUGCAGACAACUUUGUCUUGGUUCGCAAACUACAUCUCACAUCCAAACACAAGCGAGAAGUGACAUGGAAACAAGGUAGUGUAUCUUUUGUUAUUAACUACACAAUGAGAAAGAAGCUUUUAGUGGGGUAGUGGUUGUGGUAUUUCUCGGAUGACAUGUCAAACAGACAUGGGCGCUCCUGCCAAAUUUCAACUAGUUUUUCCUUCAUUUCUUGGGCUCAAAUAGAUCAAAAAGAAGCAUUUUUAACUUCUACCCUAACUUCCCGCUGACCUGCAGAUACUUAACUAGUGGAUGCCACUCUCAUUGGCUGUAGGUAAUCGUCAAUGUUAUUUUCAAUAAGAACACAUUUCACACGCCAUGGUUUGAAUGGCCGACAGCUCCAGAUAUUUAGCAUGCCAAAUAUGUCAUGGGUGUCAGCGACUCAUCUGCAAUUCUCUCAGAUCUUGUCACAAUAGUUCACACUGUGUGAUUGUUACUCAGCUGAAUAAGCACUGCUUUGCCUGUGAUUUUGUGCAUUCGAUGGCGAUUUUUCAAAACUUGUAGGCGAGUCAAAAUUGGGGCUAAAAUCAUGCAGUCUGAACUCGGCAUAACAGGGGAAAAAAAACAGCGUGAUGGAUGUAAUGUGUAUUUAUGUAAUACAUUAGGCGUGUAUGGCCAUACACCCAAAGCACUUCACAAUCAUGAGGGGGUCUCCACACAAUCACCAAUUUUCAGCAUACACUUGGAUGAUGCGAUGGCAGCCACAGGACAACGGUGCGCUUACCACACACCAGCUAUAGGUGGAGUAGAGAGACAGUGAUAAAGCCAAUUCAGUGGAUGGGGAUGAUUGAAAUGCCAUGAUGGUUAAGGGCCGAGAGGGAUUUUGGCCAGUUACACCCCUACUCUUUACGAGAAGUGCCAUAGGAUUUUUUAAUAACCCACGGAGAAUCAGUACCUUGGUUUCUCGUCUCAUCCGAAAGACAGUGCUCACUGACAGUAUAGCGUCCCCUUUACCUUUAUUGGGGCAUUAGGACUCACAGACUACAAGUUGAGCACCUCCUGCUGGCCUCACUAACACCACCUUCAACAGCAACCUAGAUUUCCCAUGUGGUCUCCCAUCCAGGUACUGACCAGGCUCAGCCCUCCUUAGCUUCAGUCAGUAAGGGGUCUUGUAAUGAAUCUUUUGAUGAAUGCCCUGUUCCAAUUCUGCGGUUCUUCAAGUGUUUGUGCUACUUCCAAAAUGAAGGAUGGAUGUAUUUGAAACAUUUGUUUAUGAUUUGAUUCAUGAAAAUAGUCAUAUUUGGUGUAGGCAUGGCGCAAGGUAAUAGUGCAAUCUGCUGUAAAUUGAUUUAAUGAAUGCAAUGAUGUGCAAUAGAAAAAAAUAUAUAUUUUAGUAUUUGUUUUUAUUGAACUUAUGUUGAACUUUGUGAGUUGAUCAGUAUUUAUUGUUGUUAUUGUACUUUGUUUGUUAAUCUCAUGUGAAACUUUGUUUUAUUCAUUCCGUUUACCAGCGCAAUUGUAUCUCGCUAUAGAGCACUUAAGCAAACAGGGUUUUCCCUAUUCAAACAGGUUUCAUCAUGUUUUAUGUAAAUUUUAGUUAUACCUUUAUGACAGUUCCUAAAGUUAUUCUAAAACUCUAUAACUAUAUUUAUUUUUCUAUUUAGCUUAUUUCAAAAUGUCUCAGUAAACUAUCAAAAAUCAACAUUUGCUUUAUUUAUCUAAUACGCAAAGCCUACUGAAGGAAAAACUGGACAUGGAUGCUGUUUAUGUUUUGAUUGAGGUCAGAAACUGCAGACUUUGUUUGGCUGAAGAUUACAACUCUCAGACUCUACAUUUGUAAACCAGCAUUUAUCAGAUCGAAACAGACCUUCAUCUGAUCAUCUGAUUAUGGCUGAACUUUACUCCCUUAUUCAAUAUUAUGAUGUUUUACCAUCAUUGUUCUUUAUUGGAGCAACUUCACACUGGGUUUAAACUAAUCAGAUCACAAUAUUCAGCAUUUCACCACCAUUUAAUAUCAAGCUAACUUGUUUACUCAGCAACCUGCUUCCUCUCUAUUGCAGCAGACUAUUGUGUUAUAAGAUUACAGUUCUGGGAAACUUUGCUGAGUGAUUUACAUUGAAGUUAGAUUAGACAUCUAAAUAAGUUUGCCAUAAGGUCUGUGUGAGUUUUAUGCUGUCAGAAAAGGCAAAUAAGCAUGAUAUCAGCAGAAGCAAGCAAAUUCAGAGAAUUAUUGUGACACUAAUGACCCCACUAAAGGAGUUGUUUCAAUAAGAAAAGCAUCACACCCAACAUAAGAACGCUUUUAAUAUUCAUUAUUAUCAGAUGUUCCAUCCAGUUCAACGUGCAUUACAUAUAUAGCACAGUGAUUAUAUGGUUACAUCUUGUUUGGAUGCUAACCACAAACUUUUUAUUCGCCUAUUUAGCUCGCCCAAAUUGAAACCCAGUACAUCAGCAACCUGUUGAACCACUGUUAUUUGCAAUAGUAAUAUGUGCACAAUGAUUUACUUGUUGAUGCAGUGUUGUAAUAGAAAAACAACAGAGCCAACUGUUGUGUCAUGUGUGCUGUUUGAGUAAUUGACUAAUGCAUUAAAAGGAGUGUUGAGUUUAAUAAGAGAAUUCA
Danio rerio (zebrafish) is the source of this 8315-nucleotide messenger RNA. The record is from RefSeq and is a predicted model, not a curated record. NCBI's taxonomy places the organism in Eukaryota, Metazoa, Chordata, Actinopteri, Cypriniformes, Danionidae.